Molecule: messenger RNA, 2072 nt
Organism: Fragaria vesca subsp. vesca
Lineage: Eukaryota; Viridiplantae; Streptophyta; Magnoliopsida; Rosales; Rosaceae
Exons: 3
Coding region: 3-1946 (647 amino acids)
Source: RefSeq, a predicted model, not a curated record
AAAUGGCCGUCGAAAUCCCGACGGAUGCGAUAAAGCAGCUGCAGAUCUCGCUCCGAAACCAAGCCAAGAUGUCGUCGUACGACCCGGACGACACGCCGUUGGCGAAUCUCCCUUCGCCGGAAGAUACCAUAUCGGAGGUGGAUCCGUCGCCGCCGUACCUCCGGUGCAAGCAUUGCAAAGGCCGGCUGCUCAGAGGCGUGGCGUCGCUGAUUUGCGUCUUCUGCGGCGGCGAAACGUGCAAGGACCUGCCUCCUGAUCCUAUCAAUUUCCGCAACACUUUAGGGUUCCAGUGGUUGCUCAAGUCCUUGGCCCUAACUGGAUCGGAGAUAGUGGACCAACCCACUGAAGCGAACGAAUCCAGUAGAGGCCAGGCUGCAUCUAAAGAGGAGUUGACGUUGUCUGAGCUUUUAAGUGUAGAAAUAAGAUGGACUUCUAAGUUUGCCGGGACUGGUUCUUCGGACGAGAAGACUCCCACUCGGCCCAAAAGUUUUUUGGAUUUGGCUGGAGUGAAUCUGGGCAGUUUCUUUUCCGAAGGAGAGAAAGACGCUGCUUUGAGUACGUCUGAAGAGCCGUUUGAGCCUAGCACUCGGAUUGCAACUACAGAGAGUAGUUCUUUCGAAUGUAGUGAAAAUAUUAGUUUGUUUGCAUCUGAAGAGUCGUUUGAUCUGACCAAACCGACUGCCACUGCAGAGAGUAAUGCUUUCAAAGGUGGUGAAAAUCUUAGUUUCUUUGCAUUUGAGCCGGGCAAACAGAUUGCUAGUGCAGAGAGUAGUGCUUUCCAUGGUAGUGAAAAUCUUAGUUUGUUUGCGUCUGAGAAGCCGUUUGAGUCGAGCAAACAGAUUACCACCGCAGAGGGUACUGCUUUCCAAGGUAAUGAGACUCUUAGCAUGUUUGAGAAUGUGGAAUCUUCGGAGACAGAUGUGAAGUCUACUCAAGGUGAGAGUGGUCAUUCCAUUUCUAGUUGGCCAGCAAGUCUUCAGUCUGCCGCUUCUGAAAAUCUUCCUCAAGAAUCAAAAUCACUUGACCCCUUGGUGGGUUCUAUAGUUGAUCUUUCUGCCCAUAUAGACACGGUGUUUGGAUCUGUUGGGGACUCAACUAAAGUAAAAUCAAAUCAUAGUGCGUCCACUAGUAAUGAUUGGUUUUCAGAUGAUCUAUUGAGUAUUUCCAACUCGGGAUUAGCAGGGCAGCCUCAACCAUUAGAAUCACUUGCUACGGUGAAGGAUGGCAUAAUAGCUGAAAAUGAAAAUAACUUGCAUUCUACUGGUAUUGAUUGGGUUGAAGACACUCAAUGGCAGACUACUAGCAAGGAUGCUCGUGAUAAUAAGAUUGCUGAUGAGGAUGAUGAUUCAUUUGGUGCUUGGAAUGAUUUUACUAGCUUGAGUAGUGCACAGAAUCCGUCUAGCUCUUCAAAACAAAUUGUUGAUCAGACAACACUUACUGACGAGACUUCAAUGACAGAUCUGUUCAGCAUAGCUAGCAACUCACAAGCUGAUGAUUCAUUUGGUGCUUGGAAUGAUUUUACUAGCUUUAAUAGCGCACAAAAUGCUUCUAGCUCUUUUAAACAAACUGUCGAUCAGAUGAGACCUGCUGAUGAGACUUCAGUAACAGAUCUGUUCAGCACAGCUACCGACUCACAGGACUUGGAUUUUGGUAGCUUUUUACAGCCAGAUCUCUCUGCCGGGGCAACUAGCAGUUCACAUGGUUCUACAGUAGUGAAUAUAACCAGGCCAGAGGCUUCUGCUUUUGACAGGAUGGCUGAUGUGGGCACAAAAGAUGAAGAUGCUGCCAAGGAUGAAGUAGAUGUUUUCAGUGCAAAAGCAGGAUCAAAGUCUGAUGAUGUGGAGAAAAUAAUGUCACAGAUGCAUGAUCUCUCUUUUAUGCUUGAGAGCAACCUUUCAAUACCUCCCAAGCGAGAUGUACAUUCACUUUCCCAAGAUCACACAUGAUUUGUUUGAGUUUUUAUGAUAUCCCACACCCACAUGUGAAGUUUUCUUGUGUUGUCUUAUCUUUGAGUUAGACUUUUAACAUGUUUUGCUCUUUUUUUCUUUUUUUGACUGUGGUAUAUUUCACUG